CAGAAAAGAAAAAGAAAGAAAAGUGGGCGCCGUGCAAACCCAGCCCCUGAUAAAGCAAGGCGCCCGGUGAGGGAGUGGAUGAGGGAAAGCGACGCCGAAAGGAAGGAGGGGACGGCGGGUUCCCGCUCAGUGUCUCCAAUUUAUUUAUUUGAAAGAGUGCCUGUGUACCUGUUCGCGGUGCUCUCUCGGUCACCGGCGGCAGCAGCAGCUUUUCAAACAUGCCAGCGCUGAAGAUCGCAGGCGCUUGAACCCAGCUGGCCGAGGCGCCUAAACCGCGCAGAGCUUCUCUCUCUCUGUGUGUGUUUUAUUAUUAUUUGUAAUAAUUUUUAAAAAGUCAGCGCCGACUCUGUAGACUGCUCGAAAGCAGCAGCCGCGAUACAGAGGAGGGAGGGGGCGUUAAGACCAUCCCUCCGCUUCCCCCCCCCUUUUCCACGACAGGCGACCGAGAAGCCACACGCGCCCCACUUGAUUCUCUUGUUUACUGAACUCCCCAGCGAUGACUUCCGUCCUGGGGAACAGCCGGGCUUCUGGAGCUCCGGGCAGUCAGCUGAAAUGCAAGUCGAAAAGGAGGAGGAGGAGACGAUCGAAGAGGAAAGCAGAGAAUGCAGGGUGGGUUCACACCUUGCUUCCCCGGAUGUCCCAGUGGUUGCAGGAACGUUGUAACACUCCACUCACCUCGUGGCUGGAGGCGACAGACAACCGCCUCUCCACGUGGUUAGAGCCACCUCACGAAAAAGUAAGCAUUCUGUCAACUUUCAUCACGCCCUUCAAGUACUUAAGUCCUGGUACAGCAAAUAUGGAAGAUGAAGACAAUUUAAGUACAAGCAGUGCAGAAGUAAAGGAGAACCGUAACAUUGGCAACCUAGAAGAUCAUCCAAUAUCCUCUAAUGAAAGGUCAAGGGUGGGGGCUUCCAGUAUCAAAAGGAAAAGGCCUCUAGAAGAGGGCAACAACGGGCAUUUCUGCAAACUCCAGCUCAUCUGGAAGAAGGUCUCAUGGUCAGUAACGCCAAAGAAUGCUCUAGUUCAGCUACACGAACUUAAACCAGGUUUACAGUACAAAAUGGUCUCCCAGACAGGCCCUGUCCAUGCACCAGUAUUUGCCGUUGCUGUGGAAGUAAAUGGACUUACAUUUGAAGGCACUGGGCCAACAAAAAAGAAGGCCAAAAUGAGGGCCGCAGAACUAGCCCUCAAGUCUUUUGUUCAGUUCCCCAAUGCAUGCCAAGCUCACUUUGCCAUGGGAAAUUGUUUCAACCCUUCCACAGACUUUACGUCAGACCAGGCGGACUUUCCAGACACUCUUUUCAAGGAGUUUGAACCAUCUACGCACAGUAAGGACUUCUCAGUUUACAACCCGGUUAAUAAUGAAUUGCUUUCUACAGCCUGUCGGCAUGGGAGGUUACUCUACCACACAUUGGACCUAAUGGGCCACACUAAACAAAACAAACACAAGAUGGCAUCCACCGUUGAAAGCGAAAAGAACCCAGUGGUGUUGCUCAAUGAGUUGCGGUCAGGACUGAGGUACGUCUGCCUUUCGGAGACUGUGGAGAAGCAGCAUAUCAAGAGUUUUGUGAUGGCUGUAAGAGUGGAUGGGAGAACAUUUGAAGGCUCGGGACGUAGCAAGAAGCUGGCAAAAGGUCAAGCAGCACAGGCUGCACUACAGGCGCUCUUUAACAUUCGCCUGCCCAGUCACAUUCCCAGCAGGAGUAAAUGUAAUCAUUUGCCACAGGAAUUUGCCGAUUCCAUGUAUCAAAUGAUUACACAGAAGUUUCAAGAGGUGACAGAUAAUUUUGCUACCAUCCAUGCACGUCACAAAUCCCUUGCAGGAAUUGUAAUGACCAGAGGUUUGGAUGUUCGGCAGGCUCAGGUUAUUGUGCUGACAUCGGGUACCAAAUGCAUAAAUGGAGAAUACCUUAAUGACCAAGGGCUUGUGGUCAACGACUGUCAUGCAGAAAUCGUGGCAAGGAGGGCCUUCCUUUGCUUCCUUUACUCACAGCUGGAGCUGCACCUAAGCAAACAACAAGAAGACAGCGAGCGAUCAAUCUUCGUGCGGUUAAAAGAGGGAGGCUACACGCUAAAAGAGAACAUUCUGUUCCAUCUGUAUGUGAGCACUUCGCCCUGUGGAGAUGCACGCCUCAACUCCCCCUAUGAAAUCACAACUGACUUGAACAGCAUUAAGCACAUAGUAAGAAAGUACCGUGGACAUCUUCGGACAAAGAUCGAAUCUGGGGAAGGAACCAUUCCAACCCGGUAUCCCAGUGCAGUGCAGACGUGGGACGGCGUGUUAUUGGGGGAGCAGCUAGUCACAAUGUCUUGCACGGACAAAAUUGCCAGGUAA
Molecule: messenger RNA, 2335 nt
Organism: Rhineura floridana
Lineage: Eukaryota; Metazoa; Chordata; Lepidosauria; Squamata; Rhineuridae
Gene: ADARB2
Product: adenosine deaminase RNA specific B2 (inactive)
Exons: 8
Coding region: 497-2335 (612 amino acids)
Biological process (GO): adenosine to inosine editing; RNA processing
Cellular component (GO): nucleolus; cytoplasm
Molecular function (GO): double-stranded RNA adenosine deaminase activity; tRNA-specific adenosine deaminase activity; double-stranded RNA binding
Source: RefSeq, a predicted model, not a curated record